Penicillium argentinense is the source of this 2772-nucleotide messenger RNA. RefSeq names its product ATP-dependent RNA helicase DBP10. Lineage: Eukaryota; Fungi; Ascomycota; Eurotiomycetes; Eurotiales; Aspergillaceae. Gene Ontology annotation, molecular function: RNA helicase activity; ATP binding; RNA binding. Gene Ontology annotation, cellular component: nucleus. The transcript has a single exon. The coding region runs from base 1 to 2772 and encodes 923 amino acids. The record is from RefSeq and is a predicted model, not a curated record.
AUGCCUCACCGCGAGGCGUCUCCAGCCAUGUCGGAGAAUGAGUUCGACAUUACGAGCGCCCUCUUCAACAAUGACAGUGAUUCCGAUUCCGGUAGUGCCCCAGCUCGGCCCAAGGUCAGCCCUGCGCAGGACCUCGAUUUCCUCGGAGCCGACGACGACGAUGGCGACGCAGCCUUUAUCGCGACACAGCAGGCAUCUGCCAACCGCAAAGGAUCCAACCUCAAAGGCCGUACAGUGAAAAAGGGUGGUGGCUUUCAGGCAAUGGGACUCAAUGCGGGUCUGCUCAAGGCUAUUGCCCGGAAAGGAUUCUCGGUCCCUACUCCCAUCCAGCGAAAAACGAUCCCGGUGAUUAUGGACGACAAAGAUGUGGUCGGUAUGGCCCGAACUGGCUCCGGAAAGACUGCAGCUUUCGUAAUCCCGAUGAUCGAAAAACUGAAGAGCCACAGCACUAAAUUCGGUGCUCGGGGUCUGAUCAUGUCCCCGUCGAGAGAAUUGGCUUUGCAGACGUUGAAGGUGGUCAAAGAGAUGGGCCGUGGUACCGACUUGAGAGCCGUGCUACUUGUUGGCGGUGACAGCCUGGAAGAUCAGUUUGGAAUGAUGGCUGGAAACCCCGAUAUUGUGAUCGCAACUCCUGGUCGGUUCUUGCAUUUGAAAGUGGAAAUGGAUUUGGACCUUUCCAGUAUCAAAUAUGUUGUCUUUGAUGAAGCUGAUCGUCUCUUCGAAAUGGGAUUCGCUGCGCAGUUGGCCGAAAUUUUACAUGGCCUACCCUCAACUCGACAGACGCUGCUUUUCUCUGCCACCUUGCCGAAAUCGUUGGUUGAGUUCGCACGAGCCGGUCUACAAGAUCCAAACCUUGUCCGACUAGAUGCAGAGAGCAAAAUUUCUCCCGAUCUUCAGAAUGUCUUCUUCUCGAUCAAGUCGUCGGAUAAAGAAGGUGCUCUGCUUCACAUUCUACACAAUGUGAUCAAAAUGCCCACGGGGCCUACAGAAGUUUCACAGAAGCGCAAGGAUGAGUCCAAUUUCAAAAACAAGAAGCGCAAACGGGACGCAGAAAAGAAAGGCAACAACAAAGAAUCUCCGACCAAACACUCAACUAUCAUUUUCGCCGCGACCAAGCAUCACGUUGACUACUUAUACUCCCUGCUCCUCGAAGCCGGCUUCGCAACUUCUUACGCGUAUGGUUCUCUGGACCAGACGGCUCGUAAGAUUCAUGUUCAGAAUUUCCGAAGUGGCGUUUCCAACAUUCUGGUCGUCACUGAUGUAGCUGCCAGAGGUAUUGAUAUCCCUGUUCUUGCCAACGUCAUCAACUACGACUUCCCGUCUCAACCGAAAAUCUUCGUCCAUCGUGUUGGCCGUACUGCACGUGCUGGCCAAAAAGGUUGGAGUUACAGUCUUGUCCGCGAUGCGGAUGCUCCGUACAUGCUUGAUCUUCAGCUUUUCCUGGGCCGCCGAUUGGUUCUUGGCCGCCAGUACGGGGAAAAUGUCAAUUAUGCCGAGGACGUCGUCGUGGGUUCCAUCCCUAGAGAUCCCCUCUCUCGGAGCUGCGAAUGGGUCAACAAAGUGUUGGAUGAAAACUCCGACAUCUCUUCCCAACGGCAAGUGUCUGUGAGAGGUGAAAAGCUCUAUAUGCGCACCCGGAACGCCGCCUCGUUGGAGAGUGCCAAGAGGGCUAAGCAGGUCACUACCACUGAUGACUGGUCCGCAAUCCAUGUUCUAUUCAAUGAUGAGGCUAGUUUGGCUGAGAACGAGCGAGAGAAGAUGCUCUCUCGUAUCGGUGGUUACCGGCCACAGGAAACCAUUUUCGAAGUUCAUAAUCGUCGUGCUGGCAAAGGAGCUGCCAAGGGCGAAGGUGAAGAAGCCAUGAACACCAUCAAAAGAAUCCGGUCAACAGUUGAAAGAAAGAAGGAGCGCGCCGAGGCCAAGAAAAUAACCGAACUCGCCGAAAUGGGGGUCACUAAAAGCGGCGAAGGCAAUGAGAACGAUGAAAACGGCAAUGAAGACGAGGACAUUCCCGCCGAGGCUGGAGACAACAUGUCCGAGGCAGAUGAGUCGGAUCUCGAAGUCACUUUCUCCGCUUACUCGCAGCCAAAGAACAAAACUUCCGAUCGAGGCAAUGCUGUACCAGCGGCAGCCUCAUUCCAAAAUCCUGAAUAUUUCAUGGGAUACACUCCUACCAACCACAACUCCGCUGAAGACCGGGCAUACGGUGUUCACUCUGGCACGAACUCCAACUUCGCUCAGGAGUCGCGCAAUGCUGCGAUGGAUCUCAACGGCGACGAGGGUCAGAAGGCCCCCACUGAAGGUCGUUCUGCCAUGCGCUGGGACAAACGUCACAAGAAGUACGUGGCGCGACAGAACGAUGAGGACGGCUCGAAGGGUGAGCGUUUGGUGCGCGGCGAGAGUGGUGCCAAGAUUGCGUCCAGCUUCCGCAGCGGACGUUUCCAGUCUUGGAAGAAGGGCAAGCGCAUGAGCAACCUGCCUCGUGUCGGCGAGGCCGAGACGCCUGGCCUCAGCACGGGGCCAUCGGCCGGACCUCAUGGGCGAUUCCGACACCACAAGCAACAGGCUCCCAAACGGGCCGAUCCAUUGCGGUCGGACUACGACAAGAUGAAGAAGAAGAACGACGCAGCUCGCGAGCGCAUGCAGUCGCAGGCCGGUGGCGGGGCGUCGCGUGGAAAGAGCGAGAUUCGUUCGACGGACGACAUUCGCAAGGCGCGCAAGCUGAAACAGAAACGCCGCGAAAAGAACGCCCGCCCGUCGAAGAAGAGAUGA